AUGACCAUCCCGCCGCUACUCGCUGGGCAGGUCUGCGCAGUCACGGGUGGGCUCACCGGGAUUGGAAGAGCGAUCACGAUCCUCUUCCUGUCGCACGGCGCCAAAGUCGCCAUAAACUACCUGGCGUCACACAACAAGGACGAGGACCGGCUCCUCACGUCUCUCCGCACGGAAGCAUUCGACGCCAUCAAAGCCAGGUGGCCAUCAAAGGAACUGCACAACCUUGAUGACGUGCCGCUAUUGACCGUACCAGGAGACAUCUCAGUGCCCGAAACGGGCCACUCUCUCGUGGAGCAGACGGUCUCCAAGUUCGGCAGACUCGACACCUUCGUUUCCAACGCCGGGAUCUGCAAGUUUGAGGAAUUCCUCGACAUUUCUCCCGAGCUGUACCAGGGCCACGUGAACACCAAUUUGUCCGGCGCCUUCUACGCGGUCCAGGCCGCGGCCCGGCAGAUGACCCGGCAGACACCGCAGGGGGGCAGUAUCAUUGGCGUCUCGAGCAUCUCGGCACUGGUCGGGGGCGCCCAGCAAUGCCACUAUACGCCCACCAAGGCUGGGAUCCUGAGUCUCAUGCAGUCGACCGCCACGGCGUUGGGCCGGUAUAACAUCCGGUGUAAUGCCCUUCUUCCCGGUACGAUUCGCACGCAGCUGAAUGAUGAUGAUCUGAAGGAUGGGAGUGACAAGAAGAAGUACAUGGAAGGGCGGAUCCCUCUGAGGAGGCUGGGCAGGCCGGAUGAUAUGGCGGGGCCGGCGCUGUUUCUCGCCCAUGGAGAACUGAGUGGCUACGUUACUGGCGCAGCGAUAUUGGUUGACGGAGGCGCCUUCGUGAACUUUCAGUGA
Cladophialophora yegresii CBS 114405 is the source of this 840-nucleotide messenger RNA. RefSeq names its product glucose 1-dehydrogenase. The record is from RefSeq and is a predicted model, not a curated record. The transcript has a single exon. Gene Ontology annotation, molecular function: oxidoreductase activity, acting on the CH-OH group of donors, NAD or NADP as acceptor. The coding region runs from base 1 to 840 and encodes 279 amino acids. Lineage: Eukaryota; Fungi; Ascomycota; Eurotiomycetes; Chaetothyriales; Herpotrichiellaceae.